AUGAUUUUUCAAUCUUUUCUACUAGGUAAUCUAGUAUCCUUAUGCAUGAAGAUAAUCAAUUCGGUCGUUGUGGUCGGACUCUAUUAUGGAUUUCUGACCACAUUCUCCAUAGGGCCCUCUUAUCUCUUCCUUCUCCGAGCUCAGGUUAUGGAAGAAGGAGAAGAAGGAACCGAGAAGAAGGUAUCAGGAACAACAGGUUUUAUUAUGGGACAGCUCAUGAUGUUCAUAUCGAUCUAUUAUACGCCUCUGCAUCUAGCAUUGGGUAGACCUCAUACAAUAACUGUCCUAGCUCUACCCUAUCUUUUGUUUCAUUUCUUCUGGAACAAUCACAAACACUUUUUUGAUUAUGGAUCCACUAGCAGAAAUUCAAUGCGUAAUCUCAGCAUUCAAUGUGUAUUCCUGAAUAAUCUCAUUUUUCAAUUAUUCAACUAUUUCAUUUUACCAAGUUCAAUGUUAGCCAGAUUAGUGAACAUUUAUAUGUUUCGAUGCAACAACAAGAUGUUAUUUGUAACAAGUAGUUUUGUUGGUUGGUUAAUUGGUCACAUUUUAUUCAUGAAAUGGGUUGGAUUGGUAUUAGUCUGGAUACAGCAAAAUAAUUCUAUUAGAUCUAAUAAGUACCUUGUGUCAGAAUUGAGAAAUUCUAUGGCUCGAAUCUUUAGUAUUCUCUUCUUUAUUACCUGUGUCUACUAUUUAGGCAGAAUGCCGUCACCUAUUUUUACUAACAAACUGAAACAAAUGCUAGAAACGAACGAAAUUGAGGAAGAAACAAAUUUAGAAAUAGAAAAAACUUCCGAAACGAAGGAGACUAAACAGGAAGAAGAGGGAUUCACCGAAGAAGAUCCUUCUCCUUCCCUUUUUUCGGAAGAAAAGGAGGAUCCGGACAAAAUCGAUGAAACGGAAAAGAUCCGAGUGAAUGGAAAGGACAAAACAAAGGAUGAAUUCCACUUAAAAGAAGCAUGCUAUAAAAAUAGCCCAACUUCUUAUUCUGGGAAUCAAGAUAUUUCGAAGUUAGAAAUACUUAAAAAAGAAAAGAAAAUCCUAUUCUGGUUUCAAAAACCCCUUAUUUUUCUUCUUUUCGACUAUAAACGUUGGAAUCGUCCAAUGCGAUAUAUAAAAAACAAUCGGUUUGAAAAUGCGGUAAGAAAUGAAAUGUCACAAUAUUUUUUUUAUACAUGUCAAAAUGAUGGAAAACAAAGAAUUUCUUUUACAUAUCCACCUAGUUUAUCAAUUUUCUGGGAAAUGAUACAAAGAAAGAUUUCUUUGGCUACAACAGAAAAAUUCUUAUAUGAUGAUGAACUAUACAAUUAUUGGAUUUAUACGAAUGAACAAAAAAAAAACAGCUUAAGCAAUGAAUUUGCUAAUAGAAUUACAGUUCUAGACAAAGGACUUUUUUAUAUAGAUGUACUUGAUAAAAAAACUAGAUUAUGUAAAAGUAAAAAUGAAUAUUUACAAAAAGACCAUGAUCCUUUAUUAAAUGGAUCCUAUCGUGGUAUAAUAAAAAAAACUCUUUUACCUUUUAUAAAUAAUGAUGAAACUACAGUAAAAAAAUUAAUAGAUGAAAUUUUUAUAAAUAAAAUUCAUAGUGUUCUGGGUAAUUGUAAUAAUUACCAGGAAUUUGAAUAUAAAAAAGAUCCAUUUAAGAAAAACCCAAUAUCAUCAAAAAUUAGACAUUUCGUAACUUUAAUGAGUCAAUUUGAUGGAGAAUCAACAUUCAAUCAAAAAGGGAUUUCUUUACUUUCAGAACACAAACAAAUUUGUUCAGAAGAUCCAGAAAUAUUUUUCAAAUUUUUAGUUGAUACAAUCAUAGCGGAUUCCUUUACUCAAACAAUUCCAAAAGAAUCGAUUGGAAUAAAAGAAAUAAGUAAAAAGGUUCCUCAUUGGUCAUACCAACUAAUUGAUGAAUCCGAACAAGAGGAAAUGGAAAAUGAAAAACAAGUAUCAUGGCCUCAUCAAAUUCGCUCAAGGAGCGGAAAAGAAGUAGUUUUUUUUACGGAUAAACAAGAAAAUACCGACAAUCCUACCCCUAAUACUGCUGAUAUAUCUGAGCAAGCGGACGAAGUGGUUUUGACACGUUAUCCACAAGAAUCUGAUUUUCGUCGAGAUAUAAUCAAAGGUUCCAUGCGUAGUCAAAGACGUAAAAUAGUUAUUUGGGAAUUGUUUCAAGCAAAUAUACAUUCCCCACUUUUUUUAGACAGAACGAAUAAAUCCUCUUUUUUUUCUAUUACUUUUUCCAGAUUAAUUAAACGAAUUUUUAAAAAUUAUAUGGGAAAAAACCCAGAAUUGGAUAUUUCUAAUUAUAAAGAAGAAGAAUUAAAAAAAAAAGAAAAAGCUAAAGAGCACAAAAAAGACAAAGAAAAAAAACAAGAACAAAUACGACUAGACAUAGCCGAAACUUGGGAUACUAUUCCAGGUGCUCAAAUAAUAAGAAGUUUGAUAUUACUAACUCAAUCAAUUCUUAGAAAAUACAUUCUAUUGCCUUUAUUGAUAACAGGAAAAAAUAUCGGUCGUAUAUUAUUAUUCCAACUUCCUGAGUGGUCGGACGAUUUCAAGGAGUGGACUAGUGAAAUGCAUAUUAAAUGUACCUAUAAUGGUGUUCAAUUAUCAGAAAAAGAAUUUCCUAAAAACUGGUUAACAGAUGGUAUGCAGAUAAAGAUAUUAUCUCCUUUCUGUCUAAAACCUUGGCAUAAAUCUAUGAUACGACCUUAUCAUCAAGAUAAAAAAAAAAAGGAACAAAAUCAAAUAGAUGCUUUUUGCUUUUUAACAGUUGUGGGAUUAGAAACUGACAUCCCUUUUGGUCCUCCCCGAAAACGGCCUUCUUUUUUUCAACCUAUUUUUAAACAACUCGACAAAAAAAUUGAAAAACUUAUAAAAGGAAACUUCCAAGUUCGAAAAAGACUAAAAGAAAAAAUUCUAUUUUUUCUAAAGUUACAAAAUGAAACAAACAAUUGGAUUAUUGAAAUCUUUCCUUUUUUUAAAAAAAUAAUACGAAAAAUGUCAACCGUAAAUACAAUUGGAGUAUUUGGGUUGAAAGAAGCAUCUAGUGAAAUAAAAAGUGAAAAAGAUUCAAGAAUCAAAAAUCAUAUGAUUCAUGAAUCAUCCGUUCAAAUUCGAUUCUUGAAUCAGACAAAUUCUUCAGUGACCGAAAAAAAAAUGAAAGAUUUGGCUAAUAGAACAAGGAUAAUUAAAAAUAAAAUAGAAAAAAUUUCAAACGACAAACUAAAAAUGAGUCCUAAGAAAACUCGUUAUGGUACGAAAAAUUUGGGUCAGAUAUUAAAAAGAAGAAAUGCUCGAUUAAUCCGUAAUUCAAAUUAUAUUUUGAAAUUUUUUAGGGAAAGGAUAUACGGAGAUAUAUUUCUAUAUAUCAUUAAUAUUCCCAAAAUUAAUACACAACUUUUUCUUGAAUCAACAAAAAAUGGGAUUGAUAAAUCAAUUUACAAUAAUGAAAGUAUUACUAAAACAAAUAAAAAUAGAAUUCAGUUUAUUUCAACUAUAAACAAAAAAUUUUUACCUUUUCUUAGUACUAGUAAAAAUAAUUCAAAGAUUAUUUCAGAUUUUUCUUUUUUGUCACAAGCCUAUGUAUUUUACAAAUUAUCCCAAGCCAAAAUUCUUAACUUAUAUAAGUUAAGAUUAGUCCUUCAGUAUCGUGGAAUAUCUUUAUUUCUUAAAAAUGAAAUAAAAGAUUUUUUUGGAACUCAAGGAAUAACUAAUUCCGAGUUAAAGACUAAAAAACUUCCGAAUUCCGGAAUGAACCAAUGGAAAAACUGGUUAAAAUUGAAAAAUAAUUAUCAAUACAAUUUAUCUCAGCUAAAAUGGUCUCGAUUAGUACCACAAAAAUGGCGAAAUAGAGUAACUGAACAUUGUGAGGUUGAAAAUACAAAUUUAUAUCAAAACGAAGAAUUAAUUAAUUCCAAAAAGCAUUUAUUGUUAUUACCAGAUCAAAAAUAUAAUUUUCAAAAGAACUAUAGAUAUGAUGUUUUAUCAUAUAAAUUUUUUAAUUAUAAAAAUAAGAACGAUUCAUAUAGAUAUAGUUAUGGACUACCAUUCCAAGUAAAUAAAAACCAAGAAUUUUCUUAUACUUAUAAUUACAACAUAAAUAACAACAAAUUUAUUGACAUGUGGUGGAAUAUCCCUAUCAGUAAUUUUAGUUAUUUAGAAAAAACAAAAAUUAUGGAUAUAGAUAAAAAUAUAGAUAGAAAAUAUUUGGAUUUUAAAAUUCUCGAUUUUUCUCUUCGAAAUAAAAUCGACAUUGAGGACUGGAUCGAUAUCAGUACUAGCAUAAAUGAAAAUACUAAAACUGAACCUAGGAAUUAUCAAAUUGUUGAAAAAAUUAAUAAGAAAAGUCUUGUUUAUAGCACAAUUUAUCAAGAAAUCAAGCAAUCCGAUCAAAAAAACAAACUUUUUGAUUGGAUGGGAAUGAAUGAAAAAAUACUGAGCCGUCCCAUAUCAAAUCUAGAAUUUUGGUUUUUCUCCGAAUUUUUUUCAUUUUAUAAUGCAUAUAAAAUGAAACCGUGGGUUAUACCAAUUAAUUUGCUUUUUUCAAAUUCUAAUGUAAGUGAAAAGUUUAGUAAAAAUAAAAGCAUCAAUAGAAAGAAAAAAACAAAUCCUUUUAUACCAUCAAAUGAAAAAAAAUCUUUUGAAUUAGAGAAUCGGAAUCAAGACGAAAAGGAACUGGUAAGUAAAGAAGAUCUUGGAUCAUAUGUUCAAGAAAACUAUGAAAAAGAUAUUGAAGAAGAUUAUAUAAGUUUUAUAGAUAUUAAAAAGCCUAUAAAACAAAAACAACCUAAGAGUGUUAUAGAAGCAGAAUUCGAUUUAUUCCUAAAAAGAUAUUUGCUUUUUCAAUUGAAAUGGGCCGAUUCUUUGAAUGAAAAACUGAUGGAUAAUAUCCAAGUAUAUUGUCUCGUGCUUCGAUUGAUCAAUCCAAUAGAAAUUCUUAUAUCCUCUAUAGAAAGAAAAGAACUGAGUAUGGAUAUAAUGCUAGAUCGGAAAGAUUUUAAUUGUCCAAACUGGAAACAAAAAAGAGUAUUGAUUAUUGAACCGAUUCGUCUUUCUAUAAGGGGCGAUGGACAAUUUCUUCUGUAUCAAACCAUAGGUAUUUCAUUGGUUCAUAAGAGUAAACACCAAAAUAAUCAAAAACGAUACAGUGAAAAUGUUGAUAAAAAAUUUUUAGGUGAAAGAAACAAAAACAAUUUUGAUUUGCUUGCUCCUGAAAAUCUUUUAUCGCCUAGGCGUCGUAGAGAAUUAAGAAUUCUACUUUGUUUGAAUUCAAGAAAUAAUAAUGGUGUGAAUACAAACCCAAUGGAGAAUCGAGUAAAAAACUGUAAUCAAUUUUUUGAUGAAAAAAAAGAUCUUGAUCGAGAUAAAAAUACACUUAGAAAUUUAAAAUUCUUUCUUUGGCCCAAUUAUCGAUUAGAAGAUUUAGCUUGUAUGAACCGUUUUUGGUUUGAUACUAAUAACGGAAGUCGUUUUAGUAUAUUAAGAAUACAUAUGUAUCCACAAUUUUAA
This is a messenger RNA of Spinacia oleracea (spinach), 5502 nucleotides long. Lineage: Eukaryota; Viridiplantae; Streptophyta; Magnoliopsida; Caryophyllales; Amaranthaceae. The record is from the annotation of a RefSeq genome assembly.